AUGUUUGGGUACCAACCUACUCUUUACAUGCCCAAGCCCGGCUCAAAAGACAUAUACAAGCGCCUCGCCGCUCAAUGCUCUAACCUUCACAUCCCCACAUCUCCCGAACUCCCCGAAGCGACAAACUUCAAAUCGUCUUACGAUGUAGUGCUCGAUGCCAUUUUUGGAUUCUCGUUCAAACCUCCCGCACGUGCUCCUUUCGACACCGCGCUUCGUCUGAUUGGGCAAAGCGGUCUUCCGGUCGUGAGCGUAGAUAUUCCGAGCGGCUGGGAUGUGGAUGAUGGACCUCAAGAAGUCAAGACUGAAGGCGACCAGGCAGGAGCGCUGGAAGCGCUGCGGCCUGAUGUGCUCGUUAGCCUUACAGCACCCAAGCAAGGCGCGCGGUCUUUCCAAGGACGCCACUUUUUAGGCGGCCGGUUUGUUACACCUGAUUUGGACAAGAAAUUCGAGCUUAAUUUACCGAAAUAUGAAGGCACUGAGCAAGUAGUCGAGAUCACAGAUAGCACAGAGUCUAAAUUGUAG
This is a messenger RNA of Rhizoctonia solani, 522 nucleotides long. RefSeq lists its product as uncharacterized. Lineage: Eukaryota; Fungi; Basidiomycota; Agaricomycetes; Cantharellales; Ceratobasidiaceae. Bases 1 to 522 code for a protein of 173 amino acids. The record is from RefSeq and is a predicted model, not a curated record. Gene Ontology annotation, molecular function: NAD(P)HX epimerase activity. Gene Ontology annotation, cellular component: mitochondrion. The transcript is spliced from 3 exons.